AUUCUGGGCCAGAAGGCAGAAGCUACUUUCCCUCAUCACUUUAGUUUCAUUCUUAAAUCAACCAGUUCUCGUCGAAUUUCGAAGGAUAACAAUCCUACAAUAUCCUGCAGGUGGUUGGAUUGUUAUUCAUAUAGUUUUAGAAAGAAACAACAUCUGCUCAAACCCAAGUUUGUUUUUUGGUGAUUCAUUUGAUUCGGUAUGGAAGACCUUCCUGUUGAAGUUAUAGGGAACAUACUGUCUCACCUAAGGGCUGCACGGGAUGUAGUUGUUGCCUCUGCUACUUGCAAGAAAUGGAGAGAGGCUUUCCAAUUUCACCUUCAGUCUCUUACAUUCCAUGAUGACGAUUGGCCCGUUUAUGGUGAUGAUCCCACAUCCAAUUGGCCGAUCUAUGGCCAUCCCACACCUGAUAAAUUGAAAAUUAUCAUCACUCAAACAAUUCUGCAAACCAAGGGGUUGCAGUGUUUAUCAGUCUUCUUGAGUGAUAUCACCUUCACAACUGACGAUGUUCGCCCUUGGCUUGUGCAUUCUAGAGAUACUUUGCGUGAACUGUAUCUGGAUGUUUGGAUACUUCCCAGUGUCAAGAUUCUUGAGAAAUGUAAUGGGCAGAAGCUGGAAGUGUUGGAGUUGGCUCAUAUUUAUAUGUGUAGUGAGUCAUGUAACUAUCAGAAAUUUCCUUUGUUGAAGACACUUCGGCUGGAGGAUGUUGAUGUCAAACCUUUGGAUUUGAGGACUCUUCUCACCUUAUGUCCAAAGAUUGAGAACUUGACUCUUUUGAGACCGAGGAUAGGUCCAGUGGGAACCAUGGAGGUGAAUACUAAUUCAUUGAAGACUAUUCAUCUUGCAGGAAUUACUGCUGGCAUAUUUAUACUGGAGGCUGAUAGUCUUGAGUACCUAGACCUGCAAAUGAGUAAAUUUGAGCAUUUUCAGUUUGUUGGGAAAGGGGCCUUGAAGGUUCUGAAUCUUGAUGUUGCUAGGAUCAAGUAUUUUGAGAUCAGGGACAACAUGGAAAAUCUGGAGAUUGUUGAUGUUAAUGACUCCACAAUCGAAAUGCCAAAGCUCUAUCUCAUGAUCUCAAGAUCAUCAAACCUAAGAAGGCUUCGGCUUUGGCAUGUUAAGUUUGAUAAUGUGGAUGAGGUCAUUGAUUUGGAGAGAAUUUCUUUCUUCUUCCCCAUGUUAACCCAUCUAUCCUUAUAUUAUGAAGAGGAGGAAAAACUUUUUAGUUUGCAGGUGUCAUCUCACUUGCAGAAUGUGGUUGUGUUGGAACUUGGUUGUGUUAUUUAUUAUCACCUCACAGAUAGGAUCGCAGGAAUCUUGCGGAGAUGUCCCAACUUGAAGAAAAUUGUCAUUCACGGCAAGAUCCUUCAAGAUCUUGAGAUUUUAGCUCAGUUUUCAGCAUCAAUCAUUCAGUUAGCUAGAAAAUAUUUGCAGGUAGAAUUCCAGUUUAAAUAUGAAUAGUGUUUUUUUUAUUAUUAUUAUUAUUGUAAUCAAUAUGAACUUGCAUAUUUUGUUGUCCCGACUACUUAAUACAAGAAAGUAAUUAAAAAUUUUCCAACUCUAUACAUCUCAUCGUUCAAUAAAAUUUUUAAGAGGCGUCUGGUUCAUUCAUUUUUUGAUUGGUAAAAUACUACUAGUUGAUAGUUUCUCUCCUUUUCUUGCUGCUUUACAGAGGGCAACUCAUAUUCCUUCUCAUUACUCUCAGUUUCUCUCUGGCUUUCUGAGCUUUGGUUUGAGCUGUCAUUCUCCAUUCCUCUAAGUACUGCAAAACAAAACAAAAAUAUGCCCCUUAAAUCAUCUGUGCUAAGUUUUGCAUCUGUUCAAGCAUUUAGAUGUAAUGGUGAGAU
Messenger RNA from Rubroshorea leprosula, 1841 nucleotides. The record is from the annotation of a GenBank genome assembly. Lineage: Eukaryota; Viridiplantae; Streptophyta; Magnoliopsida; Malvales; Dipterocarpaceae.